GCAAAAUUCAAUGUUCCAAGGUAGUGUUAGCUGUUCCACAAGUGUCUUAUAUAGACUGUGAUGUAUUUUUAGCUACACUACUUUUCUUCCCGGACCCUCUCGGAACAAGAUGCCUGGUGUCACAGUGAAAGACGUGAAUCAGCAGGACUUCGUCAUAGCCCUGUCUGCUUUUCUCAAGAAGUCUGGGAAGCUGAAGGUGCUGGGCUGGGUGGACAUCAUGAAGCUGGCCAAACACAAGGAGCUGGCUCCCUCCGAUGAAAACUGGUACGACACCAGAGCCUCCUCCAUGGUGCGGCACCUGUACCUCCGUGGCGGUGCUGGCGUGGGCUUCAUGACUAAGAUCUACGGGGGGCGCCAGCGGAAUGGCGUGUACCACAGUCACUUCAGCUGUGGCUCCAAGAGCAUGGCCUGCAGGAUGCUGCAGUCCCUGGAGGUCCUCAAGAUGGUUGAGAAGGACCCCAACUGUGGUAGCAGACUGACCCCUCAGGGACAGAGAGAUUUGGAUAGAAUCAUUGGACGGGUAUCAACUGCACAAAAGAAACUUUAAGAUCUGCAAAUAACAUCUGGAGAAAGAAAAAACUGUUCACAAAAAAAACAACCACUGCUACUA
Messenger RNA from Polyodon spathula (Mississippi paddlefish), 610 nucleotides. Its product is annotated as 40S ribosomal protein S19-like. The record is from RefSeq and is a predicted model, not a curated record. The transcript has a single exon. Gene Ontology annotation, molecular function: structural constituent of ribosome; RNA binding. Lineage: Eukaryota; Metazoa; Chordata; Actinopteri; Acipenseriformes; Polyodontidae. Gene Ontology annotation, cellular component: ribosome; cytosolic small ribosomal subunit. Gene Ontology annotation, biological process: translation; ribosomal small subunit assembly. The coding region runs from base 110 to 547 and encodes 145 amino acids.